This is a messenger RNA of Vicugna pacos (alpaca), 4723 nucleotides long. Lineage: Eukaryota; Metazoa; Chordata; Mammalia; Artiodactyla; Camelidae. The record is from RefSeq and is a predicted model, not a curated record.
GCCGGGCGCCGAGGAGCCGCCGCAGGCGCUGGACGAGUUCGAGGCGGCGGCGCACAGCACACCCGUGAGGAAGGAGGUCACUGACAAGGAACGGGAGUUUGCUGCUGGAGCUGCCAGACAGCUCGAAUAUCAGCAAUUAGAAGACGAUAAACUUUCUCAGAAAUCAUAUAGCAGUAAACUGUCUCGAUCCCCAUUGAAGAUUGUCAAGAAGCCUAAGAGCAUGCAGUGCAAAGCGAUCCUUCUGGACGGCUCAGAGUAUACCUGCGAUGUAGAGAAACGCUCCAGAGGCCAAGUGCUGUUUGAUAAAGUAUGUGAACAUCUGAAUUUGCUAGAAAAAGACUACUUCGGGCUUACAUACCGAGAUGCUGAGAACCAGAAGAAUUGGUUGGACCCCGCUAAGGAAAUUAAAAAACAGAUACGGAGUGGUGCUUGGCACUUUUCAUUCAAUGUGAAGUUUUACCCACCAGACCCCGCCCAGCUCUCUGAAGAUAUCACCAGGUACUACCUCUGCUUGCAGCUGCGGGACGACAUCGUGUCCGGAAGGCUGCCCUGCUCCUUUGUCACCCUCGCCCUGCUGGGCUCCUACACGGUGCAGUCAGAGCUGGGCGACUACGACCCGGAGGAGUGCGGGAGCGACUACAUCAGCGAGUUCCACUUCGCGCCGAACCACACGAAGGAGCUGGAGGACAAAGUGAUCGAGCUGCACAAGAGCCACAGAGGGAUGACGCCGGCAGAGGCAGAGAUGCAUUUUCUGGAAAACGCCAAAAAGCUCUCCAUGUAUGGGGUGGAUUUGCAUCAUGCCAAGGAUUCUGAAGGAGUCGAAAUCAUGUUAGGAGUUUGUGCGAGCGGUUUGCUGAUUUAUCGCGACCGGCUGCGCAUCAACAGGUUCGCCUGGCCGAAGGUUCUGAAAAUCUCGUACAAGCGGAACAACUUCUACAUUAAGAUCCGGCCAGGAGAGUUUGAACAAUUUGAAAGCACCAUUGGGUUUAAGCUGCCAAACCAUCGAGCUGCCAAGCGUUUAUGGAAAGUAUGUGUAGAACACCAUACAUUCUUCAGACUGUUGUUACCAGAAGCACCGCCAAAGAAAUUCCUUACCUUGGGUUCCAAGUUUCGUUAUAGUGGAAGAACACAAGCCCAAACCAGACGGGCCAGUGCAUUGAUAGACCGCCCUGCCCCUUACUUUGAACGCUCAUCCAGCAAACGUUACACCAUGUCGCGCAGCUUGGAUGGAGCGUCGGUGAAUGAAAACCAUGAAAUAUACAUGAAGGAUUCUGUGUCCGCUGCAGAGGUUGGUACUGGCCAGUACGCCACAACAAAGGGCAUCUCUCAGACCAACUUGAUCACCACUGUGACUCCGGAGAAGAAGGCGGAGGAGGAGCGGGACGAGGAGGAGGACAGACGGAAAAAGGCCGAGGAAGCCACGCCUGCCGCUGCUGUACGGCAGGAGGGCAAGACCGACAGUGAGCGCACAGACACCGCGGCUGAUGGGGAAACCACCGCCACUGAGUCGGACCAGGAGGAAGAUGCAGAGAUCAAGGCACAGAAUAGUCUGAUUAAGCGAAUAAAGGGUGAAAAUGUGUAUGUCAAACAUAGUAAUCUUAUGUUAGAGGAGCUAGAUAAAACUCAAGACGACCUGAUGAAACACCAGACCAACAUCAGUGAGCUGAAAAGAACCUUUUUAGAGACCUCCACAGACACUGCCAUCACGAACGAAUGGGAAAAGAGGCUUUCCACGUCCCCGGUGCGGCUGGCUGCCCGGCAGGACGACGCGCCCAUGAUCGAGCCACUGGUCCCUGAAGAGACCAAAGAAGAAAGAGCGAUUUCUGAAAAAGUUAUAUUUUUGCAGCAAGGAAGCUCUCCAUUCUUUGAGCCUCAGCCAAGCGUCAUAAAGGAAACGCAGGAAGGAGACUCUGCGGGCUCCGUGUUUACCUCCCGUCAAAUCAUUUUCCAGAAAACUGUCCCGUCGACACUAGAGGGCACAGAGGAUUGGGUUAUUGUAGACAGAGUACCCACUGAGAUAGUUGAUGGUGAGUCGGGAAAGAUUGUAACGUACAAGGUGGUGACGGUGAGCAGUGGAACGGGCGACGUCCCCACCGACCUGCUGGAGUCUAGUGCCGUUGAAGUGCAGAGCUUCGAAGACCUGGCCCGAGAAAUGCACUUGAAGGGUGAGAGCAGACAGAAGAUAUACACGCUCGGAAAGUCCUAUGAUACCGUAUCCGGAAAAAUUGUUACAAUGACAGGAAAAGCCAAGGAUGGGGAGAAGGUGGCACCAGCUGAGUUGGUGAAGGCCCCCCCAGGCCUGGCGGAGUUCGAGGUCCUGAGUGCCAUCGCCGACGACAGGGCCAGGAGGGGUCCCGAGGGCCACACACCGAAGCGGAGGUUGUCGGAGACCCUGGCUCCCAUCAGGGAGGCCGAGUCCCGGAGGCAGAGCCCGGAGGAUGGGGACCCCGCGAAGACCCACGUGCCGGGGAGAGAUGCCGGCCUGGAGGGCGCGCGGCUCAGCAGAGUGGAGCCUGAGGCCCUGAAAGUGGGGCCCUUCGGUCCCCGCAGGAAGAGCCUGUCUGAGUGGAGAUACUCCCAGGAACCGGCCGUCACCGUCGCCACCGCCCGUUACGUGACCGAGUCGGCCGCAGCCCGAGUUGUGACUAAGCAGUCUUCUGGCGAAAAGCUCAUGGAUGGCUCUGAAAUCCUCAGUUUGUUAGAGUCUGCGAGGAAACCGACAGAAUUCAUAGGAGGGGUUACUUCUACUUCUCAAAGCUGGGUUCAGAAAACAGAAACCAAGACGGAGUCCAGUGAAGUAGAGAUGGAAACAACCCAACGCCCCCAGCCACUUAGCACUGAGAAGGUUGUGCAGGAAACUGUGUUGGUGGAGGAAAGACAUGUGCUGAGUGUGCACGCAAGUGGGGAUGCUUCUCACGCGGCUGGAGAUGACAUAGAUGCUGCAGCGCAGGUGGCAUCUGCUGAUGCUGCUAGCGUGAAAGGGAAGGAGGGCUCAGUGCUAACUGAGGGCGCUAAAAAGGAGAAAGGGGAGGUGGCCGAUAAAGCUGCCCUCGAGCAGGAAGAAAUGGCCACUGCUUCCCAGGAGCCAGAGGAGGAGCAGAGUGCCGCCAUCCACAUUUCUGAAACUUUGGAACAAAAACCCCAUCUUGAGUCAUCAACUGUGGCAACGGAAACCGUCAGCUUUGGCAGUGUUUCACCAGGAGGAGUAAAGCUGGAAAUUUCUACCAAGGAAGUGCCGGUGGUUCACACAGAAACAAAGACCAUAACAUAUGAAUCGUCACAGGUGGACCUCGGUGCCGAUUUGGAGCCGGGUGUGCUAAUGAGCGCACAGACGAUCACAUCUGAAACCACCAGUACCACGACCACCACCCACAUCACCAAGACCGUGAAGGGAGGCAUUUCAGAGACGAGAAUCGAGAAGCGAAUCGUCAUCACGGGAGACGCGGACAUUGACCACGACCAGGCGCUGGCUCAGGCAAUUAAAGAGGCCAAAGAGCAGCACCCUGACAUGUCAGUGACCAAAGUAGUGGUCCAUAAAGAGACAGAGAUCACCCCGGAAGACGGAGAGGAUUGAGCCCAGGAAUAACCUAGCCUGCACAUGAAUCCAGCCAUGCAGACCAUUAGGAACGAACCAGAGCCUAUCUGCACCUCCCUCUAACCCCCUGACCUGUGUCUGCCAGUGGAACAUUUCAAUCUGGAGGAACAGACCUUGAUCAUUAAAAAAAAAAGACACUGGCAGAGAGAUCUUCCCAUAAUAAAGCAAUCCGAAUCAGCAUCACUAAACUGAUAUUGCAUGAAGCAACGAUAAAAUUACAAAACGAGCAGCAUUUUUACUUUUCACACAGCGUCUCAGUUUUCAGCUGCACCUGCACGUUCAUAACCGACGGUAGAAGCCGUGAUCUCAUGUAACACAACAAUCCAUGCCUCUCACAGUUUAUGAUUAUUAAAGUCAAAACAAAAUUGCAGUUUCUUAGGUGACAGAUCUUUUGUUUACAGAUAAAUAGAGAUUACCCAAAACUGCUUAGAAGUUGUCUAGGUCCGGUGUGUCAGGCUCGCCCCAGAUUAGAUGUGCCAAUAACCGAGUUUAUUCAGUAAAUCACUUGAAUCUUGUACUUGUUUAUCUGGUUUUAUUACUCUCACCCAUAAACAGUAAUGACUCUCUGAGCCUCUGGAAAUAUUUAACGCUUACAACCCUGCUCUGUGUAAUCUAAUUUAAUUCGUUAUAAGGUAGUGCUGAUUUUAACCUAUUAAUGUGAUUUCUUCCCUCUUGUCCGCUUUGGUCUGUGUUCAAUCCAGAAAGCUUCCCAGAGUUCCGGAACAAGUCCUAAAUAUGUAAAUUGUCAUUAUUUUGGAAAGAAAAACCUGUAUUUUUGUUAGUUUACAAUAUUACGAAAUUUCACUCCAGAAAAAAACCCGUUGGGCUUCUCUGUUGCUUUGUUUUCUUUCUUCGUUUCUUCUUCCUUGUAUUUUUUUUAAUUGAUUUUUCUUAUUUUACUUGGGAAAAAAAAAGUGUUUUAUUUCUAAAUCUGGUCCAUAUUUACAGUCUAGUUCAGAGCCAAGCCUUAAACUGUACAGAAUUUCCACUGUAAUUAUACUGUUUAGCGCUGAGUUAUAAAUAGCCUUCAAGAAGAUCUAUUCUCCAUGACACUGUCGACAGCAUCACACGGCCCAUGGUGAAUGUGUGUUUCUGCAUAGCAAAAUAAAAAUGGUCCAUGCAUUUAAA